Carassius auratus (goldfish) is the source of this 562-nucleotide messenger RNA. RefSeq names its product 40S ribosomal protein S26-like. NCBI's taxonomy places the organism in Eukaryota, Metazoa, Chordata, Actinopteri, Cypriniformes, Cyprinidae. The transcript has 4 exons. Gene Ontology annotation, molecular function: mRNA binding; structural constituent of ribosome. Gene Ontology annotation, cellular component: cytosolic small ribosomal subunit; ribosome. The record is from RefSeq and is a predicted model, not a curated record. Gene Ontology annotation, biological process: translation. The coding region runs from base 151 to 498 and encodes 115 amino acids.
UAUAUUGAAUACCUAUAUUAAACGUUUAUAUAUACGUUUGCAUCGCAUUAAAGCAGUAUUUUCCCGUUCAAAAGACUUUUGUUGUGUAGCAGAGAGACAUUUUACCUCCGGUUCGCCUUUUCCGGUCCUUUUUCCUGCCUCCCGCUCAAGAUGACUAAGAAGAGAAGGAACAACGGACGCGCAAAGAAGGGCCGUGGUCAUGUCCAGCCCAUCCGCUGCACCAACUGUGCCCGCUGUGUUCCCAAGGAUAAGGCCAUCAAGAAGUUUGUCAUCAGGAACAUUGUGGAGGCGGCCGCUGUGAGGGACAUCUCAGAAGCUAGUGUGUUUGACUCAUACGUAUUGCCCAAGCUGUACGUGAAGCUGCAUUACUGUGUUAGCUGUGCCAUCCACAGCAAGGUGGUGAGAAACAGAUCCCGGGAGGCCCGCAAGGAUCGAACACCACCUCCCCGCUUCAGGCCUGGUGGUGCUCCACCAAGAGCUCCUGCAAAGCCCAUGUGAAGCAAAUCAGCCAUCACAUUCUGUGCAUUUUAAUGCAGACAAAUAAAAAACCAUCUAAAACAGG